This is a messenger RNA of Erythranthe guttata (spotted monkey flower), 1794 nucleotides long. RefSeq names its product ATP sulfurylase 1 (gene APS1). The record is from RefSeq and is a predicted model, not a curated record. Gene Ontology annotation, molecular function: adenylylsulfate kinase activity; sulfate adenylyltransferase (ATP) activity. Lineage: Eukaryota; Viridiplantae; Streptophyta; Magnoliopsida; Lamiales; Phrymaceae. Gene Ontology annotation, biological process: sulfate assimilation.
UCUCCGCCCCUUCAAAUAUAACUGUUGUCCAGCGCACAUAGCACCAGUUGGGAGAAUAUCAAAAAUGGCAACAAUGGCUUCUCUUCACCUCAAAACCCCAACACAUCUGCCCCAUUCUCUCUCUAAACUACCGAGAAUCCACUUCGCGCCGCCUGUCAAUCUCCGCCUCCGCGCCUCCUCCGCCAGGACCGCAUUCGCCGCCGGGAUUUCGGCUUCCCUGAUCGAUCCCGACGGCGGAAAACUCGUCGAGCUCUUCGUUAACGAAUCGGAGAAGGAAUCGAAGCUCAAUCAGGCGGCGGGAUUGCCGAGGAUCAGGCUGUCGGAGAUUGAUCUCCAAUGGGUGCACGUGCUCAGCGAGGGCUGGGCCAGCCCGUUGAAGGGUUUCAUGAGAGAGUCCGAGUUCCUCCAAACGCUUCAUUUCAAUUCGCUCCGACUCGAGAACGGGUCGGUUGUGAACAUGUCGGUGCCAAUCGUGCUCGCGAUCGACGACGCCCAGAAGAAUCGGGUCGGGUCGUCCGCCAGCGUGGCGCUUGUUGAUCAGAACGAUGACCUGGUUGCUAUUUUGAGCGACAUCGAGAUAUACAAGCACAACAAAGAAGAAAGAAUCGCAAGAACAUGGGGCACAACUGCACCCGGCCUGCCCUACGUGGAGGAAACUAUCACCGGAGCUGGGAACUGGCUGAUUGGCGGCGAUCUAGCAGUUGUAAACCCCGUUAACUACAACGAUGGUUUGGACCGGUUUCGUCUUUCGCCAGCUCAGCUUCGUGAUGAGUUCGAGAGGCGCAAUGCGGAUGCGGUGUUUGCUUUCCAGCUCAGAAAUCCCGUUCACAACGGCCAUGCUCUGCUCAUGACUGACACAAGAAAACGCCUUCUUGAUAUGGGAUAUAAGAACCCCGUUUUGUUGCUUCAUCCUUUGGGCGGUUAUACUAAAGCGGAUGAUGUUCCGCUGAGCUGGCGAAUGAAGCAGCACGAGAAGGUUCUUGAAGAUGGUGUGCUGGACCCAGAAACAACAGUGGUCUCUAUAUUCCCUUCGCCGAUGCACUAUGCGGGACCCACCGAGGUGCAAUGGCAUGCAAAGGCUAGAAUCAAUGCUGGUGCAAACUUCUAUAUAGUGGGGCGGGACCCAGCUGGCAUGGGCCACCCUGUAGAGAAACGAGACCUAUACGAUGCUGAUCAUGGCAAGAAGGUGCUUAGCAUGGCUCCUGGUUUGGAGCGUCUCAACAUUCUUCCCUUCAAGGUGGCUGCAUACGACAAGACACAGAGCAAAAUGGCAUUCUUUGAUCCAUCAAGGGCUCAAGAUUUUCUCUUCAUAUCUGGCACCAAGAUGCGGGCCCUAGCAAAGAAUCGAGAGAACCCUCCCGAUGGAUUUAUGUGCCCAGGUGGAUGGAAAGUGUUGGUUGACUACUAUGAUAGUUUGGUGCCUGCUGAGAAUGGUAGAGUACCUCAACCAGUUGCUGCUUGAAGUUUCUUAUUACAUAUAUAAUAUGUAAGUAUGUAUGUAUAAUUACAUGCUUUGGUUGGGAGAUACUAAAUUAAUUAAAUCCUACUCCAUAUGAUAUUACUACUUAGUUUGUGGUUUCGACUUUCGCUAGAAUCUCGUCUAGCUCUCAAUAAUUGCAUGCGAGGAAACACGAUUUACGCCCCCCGACUCAAAACUUUGUAAUAUAUUGACACAACUGUAUCGGAGUUGUGGGAAUCGGUUCCUUCGUAUGUACUUUGUAUGAUAUUUGGGGUUUGUUGCUAAAUCAUCAAGAUAAUGGAUUGUUGGAUUUUUCAAGUUUUUUUGUUUUUUCU